CUUCGGAUUGACGAAAUUGCCCCUCUGGUUCCACGGAAUAAACGGGAAUAACCGAAUGCGUUCAAGGCUUCAAACCACAACCAAAUAAGAAAUGGAGCAGAAAAUGCUCCAACUUCUGCAGAACUGUAAGUCCAUCAGGGAAUUGAACCAAACCCAUGUCCUAAUUAUCAGCCAUGGUCUUCAAGAAAGCAAUUUUAUUCUACUGAAGCUUAUAAGUCUCUCUUCAUCAUUCCGUUUUGUUGAGUAUGCGGCUAAAAUCUUCGAAAGCUCAAACUCCCCAAAUGUUUUCGUUUUCAAUACGAUGAUUGAGUAUUUCAUCGAGAGAGCCCGUCGAAAAGAUGCUUUCCGUACUUACAAUCGGAUGAAGGCGGCAUCUGCUCCCAACAGUUUCACCUUCACAAUCCUCCUCAAGUCCUGUAAAUCGUCCAAAGAUCUCGUAGAUGCUAGAGAAUUACACACUGACAUAGUGAAAUCAGGAUACGGGUCAAGUGUUUUUGUCGGGAAUACCCUCUUGGAUUUCUACGCAAAGACCAGCACUAAUCUCGAUUUAGCGUAUCGGGUAUUUGAGGAAUUGCCUGAGAGAGAUGUCGUUACAUGGAAUUCUAUGAUUGGCGCAUACUUGACGCAUGGGGAUACAGAAUCCGCCAUCAAAUUUUUUGGUUCCAUGCCGCACAGGAACAUCGUGUCUUGGAAUUCUAUUAUCUCCGGACUUUCCAAGGCCGAAAACAUGGAGUCAGCCCAGUUAAUUUUUGAGCGGAUGCCAAUUAAGAACCAAGUUUCAUGGAAUGCCAUAAUUACUGGAUAUGUGAGGCUGGGUGAUUUGAAAACUGCACAAUCUAUUUUCGAUAAAAUGCCGGAGAAGACUGUUGUUUCUUGGACAGCCAUGAUUUCAGGCUAUGCCAAGGCCAGAGAUAUUACAUCUGCAAACAACCUUUUCGAUUUGAUGCCCAUCAAAAGUGUAAUCUCAUGGAAUGCAAUGAUUGCAGGGUACAUUGACAACGAUCUAUUUGAUCAAGCUUUGUCUGUAUUUCACAAUAUGUUGAUCAAUGGUAAGUGUGUGCCCAAUGAGACCACUCUAAUCAGCAUCCUCUCUGCCUGCUCUCACUUGGGAGCUCAUGAACAGGGGAAAUGGACUGAUUCAUACAUUAAGAAAAACAAGUUUGAUUUAUCAAUUCCAUUAGGAAAUGCUCUUAUAGACAUGUUUGCGAAAUGUGGGGAUGUAGAAAAUGCUGAGGCUGUUUUUCAUAGGAUGCCCAAGAAAUGUGUAAUCACAUGGACAUCAAUGGUUUCAGGCCUAGCCAUCAAUGGGCGAUGUAGAGAUGCCGUGGCCCUCUUCAAUACAAUGCACACAGAAGGAACACAACCAGACGAUGUUAUCUUCAUUGCUGUCCUUACUGCUUGUACCCAUGGAGGUCUAGUGGAAGAAGGUAAAAAGGUCUUUGAUGAGAUGGUUCAUGGGUAUAACAUCAAACCUAGAAUUGAGCAUUACGGUUGUAUGGUUGAUCUUCUUGGUCGAGCAGGCAAGUUAGAUGAAGCAGUCAGGUUUGUCAUGAGCAUGCCUUUGAAACCCAAUGCUGUUAUAUGGGGCACUUUGCUUAGUUCUUCUAAGACUUGUGGAAACGAAGAGAUAGUAGAUUUUGUGACCAGAGAGAUUCUCGAGCUGGAGCCUUUGAAUCCUGGAUAUCUAACAUUGAUUUCGAAUUUGAAUGCAUCAAACCAACAUUGGGAAGGUGUCUUGAGUGUUAGAACAGCAAUGAGACAGGAAGGCAUAGAGAAAGUUCCUGGUUGUAGCUCAAUCCAAGUUGGGGACACGGUUCAUGAAUUUUUGGCCAAGGAUAGAAGGCACAGACACCAGAAGGAGAUAUAUGAAGCUUUAUAUGGAUUAAUUGAACACUUGAAAAUGGCAUUUGAUGUGUCUUGAGAAUGUAAUUAUGGGUUCUCGUACCAAGAGUUGUGAAAUCACUUCUGAAGGAUGAUUCUGGGACAAACGUGAGACAUUUCCCCUUUUCCUGCUUCCCGAAGAAACUUGCAAGAGCAUUUACUCUCUGAUAUAAAACCUCCGGCACUUUUCUUGGAAAGCAUGGUAUUUUGGUUUAUUUGAAGCGUCAAGGUCAAGGGGCAUUUUUCACUCAUCUAAGGCGCCCGUUUUGGGGGGAUUGGAUUGGAAAUGUGACACUUCAUUGUUUAUAUAGAAAUAGUGGAAAUCCUGAAGGCAAAUUCCUG
This is a messenger RNA of Telopea speciosissima, 2223 nucleotides long. RefSeq names its product pentatricopeptide repeat-containing protein At2g44880-like. The record is from RefSeq and is a predicted model, not a curated record. Gene Ontology annotation, molecular function: protein binding; RNA binding. Lineage: Eukaryota; Viridiplantae; Streptophyta; Magnoliopsida; Proteales; Proteaceae. The coding region runs from base 92 to 1921 and encodes 609 amino acids. The transcript has a single exon. Gene Ontology annotation, biological process: RNA modification.